Molecule: messenger RNA, 621 nt
Organism: Gopherus flavomarginatus (Mexican gopher tortoise)
Lineage: Eukaryota; Metazoa; Chordata; Testudines; Testudinidae
Gene: ARL14EPL
Product: ADP ribosylation factor like GTPase 14 effector protein like
Exons: 5
Source: RefSeq, a predicted model, not a curated record
AUGAUUUUAAGUGGAAGGUUCAGCUGUGGAGCUCAAUUCACCUGGUGUGGAAGUGAAAGUGUGGCUCUGUGCAUGCACAUCCAGAAAACCCACAUGGGGAAAACACCAAAAAGAAAAGUUCUCCAGAUUUAAACAUGUCUUGAAAUGAGUGAUCAUUUAGAAGAAAACUAUACUGAGAAAAGCAAUUCUGCCCAUGAGGAACCUGCAGAAGCAUAUGCCACUCCUGCUGAAGAUUGUCAAAUAGCACAGAAGCAACUGCAACAAAUAGAGCGGCAACUAAAAUGCUUAGCAUUUCAAAACCCAGGACCUCAAGUAGCUGACUUCAACCCUGAAACUAGAGAGCAGAAGAAGAAAGAGCGCAUGGCAAAGAUGAACCAAGAUUUUUUUUAUAAACACAAAACUAUGAAGAAGUAUGACAAACAUGGCAGGCUGCUUUGUAAUAACAUGGAUUUGUGUGACUGCCUGGAGAAGAACUGUCUGGGUUGCUUCUAUCCGUGCCCUAAAUGCAAUUCGAACAAAUGUGGACCAGCGUGUCGCUGUAAUAGAAAAUGGGUUUAUGACAGAAUUGAGACUGAAGCUGGUGAAGUGAUCAGCAUGUUACCAUUUUUUGUCCCUGAAUGA